AUGAGCCGACAUGGAGUGGUGAUCAGGAGGAGUAGAAGUGAGGGAGAGGACCAGAAGGGAAUUCUUGAUUUUGUAAAAUCUUAUAAACCUCAAAAUAAUCAAGUCGGCAACCUCAGAAUUCUGCUUCAUGGACCAACUGGUGCUGGGAAAUCCAGUUUAAUCAACUCUGUGGAGAGUGCUGUACGGGGCCAAAUAUGUGGGCGGUCCUUGACAGAUGCAGCCUCUGGAUCCAGUUUUACUAAGAAGUACAAAACAUACAAAAUCAAAAAAGACAAUCAGAGCUGCUGCUCUUUUGUUUUCACUGACACCAUGGGCCUCGAGUCUGGAACUGGUGGCAUCCAUGUGAAAGACGUCAAACUCGCUCUGAGGGGACAUGUGGAAGACGGUUACGAGUUCAUUCAUGACUCCCCGCUGACAAAGGAGAAAUUUGGCUACAACUCUUUUCCCUCUCUGUCUGACAAAGUCCAUGUUCUGGUUUUUGUUGUCUCUGCCAACCACAUAAAGAUUAUAGCUGACGAUGUAGUGAAGAAGAUGAAAGAUGUCAGACAGGCAGCAAGUGAUCUGGGUAUCCCACAGCUGGCCAUUCUCACCAAAGUGGAUGAGGCCUGUCCUGAGGUUAAAAAAGAUGUGGACAACAUGUACAAGAGCAAAAGCCUGAAAGAAAAAGUUGACAUAAUCCACAAGCUGCUGGGUAUUCCAUUAAACUGCAUUUUUCUUGUGAAGAACUACAGCUCAGAAAUAGAAACAGAUGAUAAAGUGAAUGUUCACAUUUUGUGUGCACUCAGACAGAUGAUCAACUUUGGAGAAGACUUUGUCAACAACCAGUAG
Messenger RNA from Nematolebias whitei (Rio pearlfish), 828 nucleotides. RefSeq names its product interferon-induced protein 44-like. The record is from RefSeq and is a predicted model, not a curated record. NCBI's taxonomy places the organism in Eukaryota, Metazoa, Chordata, Actinopteri, Cyprinodontiformes, Rivulidae. The coding region runs from base 1 to 828 and encodes 275 amino acids. The transcript is spliced from 6 exons. Gene Ontology annotation, molecular function: GTP binding.